UUAAAUCGUAAUUUCUCUGAAAACCACAUAACCAGCACCCAGGGUCAAAACAUGUAUGAGACGAAUGUCAUCUAUAUGUUAUAUGCUUUCUGCUUUAAAUAACACUGAAUAAUACUGAAUAACACCAAUAACACAUUUGCAAGUAAAAUGCCGCGAGUGCAUUGAAUUGUUAAAGACGAGACAUAAAGUUAUAGACGAUUACUUUAUAAUUAUUAUAUGCAAUGUAACGUUUACCUAAUGUAUAGUAUUAAUCGUUUAAAUUAUUUAUAUUGUCACUCAUAAGGGAAAGACAAGAUACGUGUAAGAUAAUACUUUGUACAUUUUAUAAUUAAAAACAGCGGCAAGUGUUGCUACAUGUACACAUGAUUUUAUGUUAAAUAUAGACAAUAAUGUCAAGCACGAUAACUGGAAAGAAUUUGUUACGACCCACCGGAUUGCAGUGCAAAAAUCUACAAGAGUAUUUAAAAUCACGCCCGCCGGAUGUGUUAAACAAACUCUAUCAUAAUCCUCCAAUUUGUUUGGCUGUAUUUCGUGAAUUGCCUGUAAUAGCUAAACAUUAUGUUAUGCGAUUAUUGUUCGUUGAACAACCAGUACCUCAAGCAGUUAUCGCUUCUUGGUGUUCUAAACUUUAUUUUGAAGAACAUCAAAAGGUAGUUUCAAUAUUAAAUGAAUUGAAUGUGUGGAAGGAAGCAUCAAUACCAGGUGGAUUACCUGGAUGGAUUCUGAACAGUACAUUCAAGAAAAACUUAAAAAUUGUUUUAUUGGGAGGUGGAAAACCAUGGACAAUGUCAAAUCAAAUGGAAACUGAUAGUAAACCAAGAGAUGUGGCAUUCUUAGAUUCAUAUGCGCUAGAGAGAUGGGAAUGUGUUUUACAUUAUAUGGUUGGGUCACAACAGCAAGAAGGCAUAUCAGCUGAUGCAGUUAGAAUUCUUUUACAUGCUGGCUUAAUGAAACGAGAUGAAGCUGAUGGAAGUCCAGUUAUUACUCAAGCUGGUUUUCAAUUUUUGUUAUUAGAAACUGCAUCACAGGUAUGGUAUUUCAUUUUACAAUAUCUAGACACAAUAGAGGCAAGAGGACUUGAUUUAGUUGAGUGCCUUACAUUUCUCUUCCAAUUAAAUUUUUCAACACUUGGGAAAGAUUAUAGUACUGAAGGAAUGUCUGAGGGUUUACUAACAUUCUUACAACAUUUACGAGAAUUUGGUCUGGUUUAUCAAAGAAAACGAAAGGCUGGAAGAUUUUAUCCUACACGAUUAGCAUUAAAUAUUGCUACUGGACAAAAUAAACAGCUUUCUAGAGAUCCAGACAAAGAGGGUUAUAUUGUUGUUGAAACAAAUUACAGAGUAUAUGCUUACACAAACUCGAACUUACAAGUUGCCUUACUUGGUCUAUUUUGUGAAAUGUUAUAUAGAUUUCCAAAUUUAGUUGUUUCAAUACUGACUAGAGAUUCUGUGCGUCAAGCUUUAAAAAGUGGUAUUACAGCAGCUCAAAUUGUAGGUUAUUUACAGCAACAUGCUCACAGUAAAAUGAUAGAGGCAGGCCCUCCAGUUUUACCUCCAACGAUUGUAGAUCAAAUUAAACUAUGGGAAAAUGAAAGGAACAGAUUUGUAUUUAGUGAAGGAGUUUUAUACAGUCAGUUUCAUUCUCAAACUGAUUUUGAAGUACUUAGGGAUCAUGCUCUUUCUACUGGAGUAUUAAUUUGGCAAAGUGAUAGAAAACGAACUAUGGUGGUUACAAAAGCAGGACAUGACGACGUGAAAAAGUUUUGGAAACGAUAUUCCAAAGGCUCCAGUUAAUAAAACGAAACUCUAAGAAAAUGUGCCAAGAAAAUAUAAGUAAAGUCUCACUGUACAUUGCAUUGUAUUUUUUCAAGUUGAAUAUUUGCAAUACAAGUGAUUCAUUAGAC
This is a messenger RNA of Dufourea novaeangliae, 1903 nucleotides long. RefSeq names its product general transcription factor IIH subunit 4 (gene mrn). The transcript has 7 exons. The record is from RefSeq and is a predicted model, not a curated record. Gene Ontology annotation, cellular component: transcription factor TFIIH core complex; transcription factor TFIIH holo complex. Gene Ontology annotation, biological process: nucleotide-excision repair. Gene Ontology annotation, molecular function: ATPase activator activity; double-stranded DNA binding. The coding region runs from base 390 to 1793 and encodes 467 amino acids. NCBI's taxonomy places the organism in Eukaryota, Metazoa, Arthropoda, Insecta, Hymenoptera, Halictidae.